UGCAUGCAGGGGGACUCUUUACACUCCUCUUAUUUGACUGGCUGCAGGUAUUGGUGUCUGCCUCUUCUGUGCGCGCCCACGCGUGCUUCUGUGUGUGUGCGUGUGUGUCUCACUGUGUGUGUGUCUGUAGCAGAGAGAGCAAGAGGAAGAGGAGCAGCGUUUCCUCUCCCCCCUCUGGCCUCCCCGUCUCCCUGCUCCCUGUCACUCCGUCCUUCCUCCCUCCCGGACUGCACCGGCCUGGACCCUGUACCCAUCAGUCCCUUUGACUCUCCUCUCUUCACCAUCCCAUCUCAGCCGCCGCAGAACUUCCUAUUGCGAAGAAGAAAAAGAAGGAAUUCACUGUUUAGAUCUACAAAUCCCUUUAAAAGAAAACAAGGCUUAGGUAGAACUGUACUGAACAGACUGAUUUCUCCUCAGGCUUCUGGAAGUGUGACAGCACCUGGUCACAUGACCUGGAAGAGAAAAGCCAGGAGACCUUUUGGAUCGCUCUCUGAAUGGGCCGGUUAUCAACCUGGAAAGAAGUCUAAAGGCUGAUGCGCUGAUCCACACUGCGACACAGCUGUGCUCUCUGUCGGCCUGAUCGGACCAUUUAUGACCUGACAGCCCCGACCCUGCACUUACUCUGGUGACUGGUUGGCUGUCAUUACCAUCUCUCUCUUCCUACUCCUGGGGAUUUCCUGUCACGCGACCAUACGCCAACGUCUCCUCCAAUCCCACCAUGGAAUCCAGCAAAGUGCAGUCUGAGGGCGGCCUAAACGUCACCCUCACCAUCCGCCUCCUCAUGCAUGGCAAAGAAGUCGGAAGCAUCAUUGGAAAGAAAGGAGAAACUGUAAAGAAGAUGCGUGAGGAGAGUGCUGCUCGCAUCAACAUCUCAGAGGGGAACUGUCCAGAGCGAAUCGUUACCAUUACAGGACCCACGGAUGCCAUCUUCAAGGCUUUUGCCAUGAUUGCCUACAAAUUUGAAGAGGAUAUAAUCAACUCCAUGAGCAACAGCCCGGCCACCAGCAAGCCCCCUGUCACCUUGAGGCUGGUGGUUCCAGCCAGUCAGUGUGGCUCUCUCAUUGGCAAAGGAGGCUCCAAGAUCAAGGAGAUGAGAGAGUCCACAGGAGCUCAGGUGCAAGUGGCCGGGGACAUGCUGCCCAACUCCACAGAGCGCGCUGUGACAAUCUCGGGCACCCCGGACGCCAUCAUCCAGUGUGUCAAACAGAUAUGUGUGGUCAUGCUGGAGUCCCCACCGAAAGGUGCCACCAUCCCCUAUCGCCCAAAGCCUGCCUCCACCCCGGUCAUUUUUUCAGGUGGCCAGGUAAGAGCCGACCCGCUGGCGGCGUCCGCAGCCAAUCUCAGCCUUUUACUGCAGCACCAGCCACUGCCUGCUUACACUAUUCAGGGACAGUAUGCUAUUCCACAUCCAGAUCAGUUGACCAAGCUCCACCAGUUGGCUAUGCAGCAAACCCCUUUUACCCCCCUCGGACAGACCACCCCUGCUUUCCCCGGUCUGGAUGCCAGUCCCCCGGCCAGUACUCAUGAACUCACCAUUCCCAAUGAUCUAAUAGGCUGCAUAAUCGGGCGCCAGGGAACCAAAAUCAACGAGAUCCGUCAGAUGUCUGGAGCACAGAUCAAAAUUGCUAAUGCCAUGGAAGGGUCAUCAGAGCGUCAGAUUACCAUCACAGGAACCCCCGCCAACAUCAGCCUUGCCCAGUACCUCAUUAAUGCAAGGUUCAGAGAUGUGGCAGCCAUGUGGAUUGACCCCUCAUCAAUGACUACAUCCUGAAGCCCCAAAUCUGCUCUCAUUAUCUGAAGCAAACAGCAGCCAUUUUCCCCCAUUAACUUUAUGUACCAGACUUUCCUACCCUUUCCCAAGCCUCUACCUGUAGAAUAACCUGUGUAUACAGAAUACUGUAACAGAAUAGGAACAUCCUGUGCUAUGUAGUGUUUCAGUAGUGUUUCAGCAUGCUGAAUGAUUCUUCUGGAUUGUCAUUUAUUUAUUUUUUGUUUGGUUGAUAGAUUAGUUCAACAUUACAGAAGCCCUGAACUGCACUAUCACAUACAAUAUGAAAUAAUUUCGACUUGAUGCCUCAUCAGUUUUGACUUAAUCACUGUGGACGUAUCUUGUUAGUUGAAGAUGUCAUUUUUUGUGUCCUCCUGACAUUUUCGCAGGUAUUAUCUUAAUUUUUCAUGAUUAUGUAAAGGAUAUAUCUCCUUAUUUCAGGAUAUUGUCACUGUUACCAUUAAUUGUCGUCAUUAUCCCAAGAUCUCUCAUGAUUUUGAGAUGUAACCUUUUUUGCAAUGUCACAUCUUGUGAUAUUAUGUCGUAAUAAAAACAUUAAUUGGAAGCAACGUAAUAUCUUGAAAUAAUAAGAACCCAGAAUAAGGACAUAAUAUCUUGCAAUAAGUUAAGAGAUAAAAUCAGAGAGAAAUAUUGAUUCUAUAUCAUGAAAUAAGUUACUAAGAUGAAACAGGAUAAAACCGUAUUCAAAUAAUAAGUCACGAUAAUGACAUUUAACGUUUCGUUUGUUUUCACAAGUUGCAGUUCAGGACUUCAGUAAAUUAUGGUUACUGAUUCAGUCACAAAAUUAAAAGAGAGAGAGAGAGAGAGAGAGAGUAAUGAAAGGAAGAAAGAAAAGAAAAGUAAAGAAAUAUGAUAUUUGGUUGGUAUCUAGUGGCGUAUGCUGCCACAUAGGGCUUGAAUACAGUUUAUUCCCCUCAGACAGUUUUGAUAUUCGAUUGCUUGCUCUUGUCAAAUACUGUGACUACAAAGCUGGCUGUUCUUUUAAUUUGAUUUCAAUUCAUUUUUUUUUUUCUGUGCAAGAGAAGUUGAUUUUAUUUCAAUUUAGCCAUGUGCUUCACUGUUAUCUUCUUGAUUGCAUCAAUAAAUACAAAUGCAUGAUCACUGUGCAGGUGUAAAGAAAACAAAAAACCUAAAAACGACAAAAAGACUUCCAGUAAUUAUCAGAUUACUAUUAAAGUUUCAGAAAUAAUUUUCAAAUUAUUUUAUUUUCUCUACUUUUCUGUCUCUCCCCACAAACCCUACCCCCGUCCUCUCCCCGUCCCUCCUCUCUUGACUGUUUUAGGCUGACGUCUGAAGUCACUGGAAUGGGCUCUCUCUAAUUUCUACCCAUCAUCCUUCACUGCAUCACAUGACCCUUGAGCCAAUGGCAUUACACCUUGGUUAUUUUUUUUUUCCUCUUCCUCUGUACUAGUUUUACCCUGAAUUUUAAAUUAUUAUAACAAUUUUAGAUUCUAUAAUCUCUGUCUAUUCAGAAUCGGCAGUUCGUGUUGUUCUUAUCGUUCCCGCAUUGUUAUCUGAAAGCUCCCCUGGUUUGUUUGUUUUUUUUUCCUAACCUCUUGAUUUUAAAGGACACUUUACUUUUUUGACACUCUAGUACCUUCCAUGUCACCAUAUAUUUUCACUGUGAGUCAUUCAUGUUGUCUUUCUUUUCUUUCCUUUCUUUUCAAUCCAUAUUCUGCUGUGCUGCUGGAUCUGCACCGCUGGUUUCGAGAUUAAUGUAUUUUCAACACUAAUAAGUAGUCAGUAGCUCACAAGGGCUCAGACUUUAACCUCACACAUGAGCUAAUGCCAGGAACAAACCGAGGGGAGAUCGAGGGGCUGCUGCAUUUUUCUACAUCUUUCUUUGCAACAUGACGCAACACACACUGUCCGUCAUCAGGCUGAUAUCCACAUUCACUUUCAGAGCUUCUGGAGACAUAAAUAAUAAACAAUAAAUAAAUAACCAGUUACAGCGCACAAAGGAGUGGAAUAGAAAUGAGCCAGUGUAGCUUGUGUCCUCACUAAAAAUAGAUUCAAAUUAAAUAUGAACAUAUUGAUAUAUUAGUUCAAGCCUCUAUAUUAUAAUAGUAUAUAUAUAAAAAGUGGAAUAAUCAGUUUGCUGAUAUCUACAAGGGUAAAAGUGAUUCACAGAAACUUGAUUCAUCGAAUGCAUGAUUCAUUUUUGAUUCAUUUCAAGAGUUUAAUGCACAGAAAAAAUUGUUUUGCCUGCAGCUAAUUCAGGUAAAAAAGCUGUAGGUUUCCGAGAGCUUUUUGAAGAUGUAGCCGCCUAAACUGCAGCUCAUACACAGCAAUAUGUCUCUCCUCUCUAUGUUGUAGCAUAGGUCAGUCCUGAGGUGAUGCAAAGUAUUGUAGCAAAUUGGGACCUGGGCUUCUACCUUUGUAAUUCAUCACGGAAAUUUCUUGGCAUUGACUUUUGAUUCAAGCCACCAUAUGACUCUUUUUGGUUCAGUCCAGACCUCUAUUUUCUUUCUGUCUCCGCUUGUUCUACCAUAUGUUUUGGCAAUUUCUUAGUGUUAUCAUCAGUGUUAACACCCUGUAACCUGCAGCUCCGUGAAAUCUCCAGUAAUUUUCCUGUGCUACUCUGUGUGUGUAAUCUGGAGUUAUUUUGAGACCCUUUCAGAGCCAAAUGUGUAGCAUUUUGCAAAAUGGUCGGAUGUGUUUGACCCGGUUUUAGCUCUGGUCAUCAGCUCUUCUUCUAAAAAAAAAAAAGAAAAAUAACACUCUGAACCACAAAGCCCUGUCAAGCGCACAUCACCUUUGUUGGCAAAAGCAAAUAGACUUAAUUAUGCUUAUUAUUACCGUGUUUCCAGCUUAGUGUUUAAAACUCAAAUGAACCGUGUGCACCUCAGUGUCAGAUUUAAAGAUCUGAUACUCAGGCUGAGUUGAAUGUAAUUCUUUCAUCGACUAUUCUUUAAACGUGAGACUGUAUUUCUACAGUUACUUUCCCCCCUGAAAUGUUCUUCAAAUCAGAAGGAUCACAUCCUGACCCGGUUUUCAAGACUCAGAUUAAGUGCAGUAAAGAAGAUUAGAAUUUAGCUUUCAAUCUGGGAUUAGAUUUAAUCCGAGAACGCUUAUGAAACCAUAUAUCUAUCCAUAAAAGGUUUUUAACAUUCUAAAAGUACACAUUCGUCACAUUUGAUGUGAGAGGGUCGAUUAAACAAUCCAGUUAUAUGCAAUUGAAUGUCAUUCCACUACGCAACAUGCUCAGAUGUAAUCAGACGAAAAUCUGAAGUUUAUUCGCGAAUUAUUUUCAGCUGUCAACACAAAACGUAUGCACGCAGUCAUCUCGAGCCGGCAACACGCUACACGUGACUGAGAUGAUGAUGUAAUAUUGUUGCUUUAAAUGAGUUAAGUUCAUUGAAAUUUCAUUAUAGUUUUAUUAAUGUCUGUGUCAGUAACAUAGAGACUCUUUUAUUAAAUGUCACACACAUUAUACUUUGCACUGAGUUGAAAUGUAGGAUUUUUGUGCCGGUGUCUUAGGCUGUAUUUAAACAUUAAUUUAGAUUGUAUGUUUCAGCAAGACUGUGUCUUGUAAUAUUCAUAUGGAAUGUUCUUUUUGUUAUGUUUUGGGUAUAUAAUGUGCCGUGCUGUAGCUCAUUAUACAGAAGCAUAAUGUUCUCACAUCUUAGUAUUAUUAUUAUUAUUAUUAUUAUUAUUAUUACAUCUUCAACAAUGCAAUAAAAUAGGUGUUCCAUGAUGUAUUAAAUCAAUUAAGCUAUAUACAGUGCCAUCAUGUUUCAUUUAUUUAUUUUAUUUUAUUUUUUUUUGCUUCAUCACAUUGCAUUUUCAUGUCUUCUUUAAAGACACUGCAUUUUCAUAUUACUUUUUGAGACACCCAACAGCUUAUUAACUUUACUGAUAGUCACACGGAAAUCUGUUUUCAAUCAAUUAUCAUCUUUCAUACAUGUUUUUCUUGUUGUACUAGAGCAGCAAAAAAAAAAACAAAAAAACAAAACAAGGGCCCUUUUCCUCUUUGUGCUUCUGUAAAUUAUGCUGUUUGGAGUAAUUACUUAACAUUGCAUAAAUCGCUGCUUGCAGGUCUAUAUUAGUUUUAAAAGCCUGAGCUUAGGUUACCUUUGAAAUGUUUU
Hemibagrus wyckioides is the source of this 5877-nucleotide messenger RNA. It is a transcript of the gene pcbp3, whose product is annotated as poly(rC) binding protein 3. Gene Ontology annotation, molecular function: mRNA binding. The coding region runs from base 719 to 1771 and encodes 350 amino acids. Gene Ontology annotation, biological process: regulation of RNA metabolic process; regulation of gene expression. The transcript is spliced from 16 exons. Gene Ontology annotation, cellular component: nucleus; cytoplasm. The record is from RefSeq and is a predicted model, not a curated record. Lineage: Eukaryota; Metazoa; Chordata; Actinopteri; Siluriformes; Bagridae.